GUACGCGCUGGAUGUGAAUAUUGAGAGAGCCGCGGAUGUUCUUAUGCACAAGAGAUUGCUGCAUUUGGCUCACGAUCCUGUUAAUAGGCCUGCAAUUGAAGUUCGCUUAGUACAGGUUCCGCCUGUAACUGAUGCAAACUCAGCUUAUACUGUCCAGUCGGAUGCAAUUGAAAAUGAAUCAGAUCAAAGCUCCCCAAAGUACUCUAGCAGACAGAGUAUACAUCCACCUCCUGCUUUUGGUUCUUCUCCUAAUCUUGAAGCACUGGCUCUUGAAGAAAUGGAUGAGGAACAUUCUGUACAUGCCAGUGCACAAUAUUCACGGCCCAUGCAUGAAAUCACCUUCUCAACUGAUGACAAACCAAAGCUUCUCAGUCAGUUAACUGCUUUGCUUGCUGAGAUUGGACUGAACAUCCAAGAGGCCCAUGCCUUUUCCACAACUGAUGGCUACUCGUUAGAUGUGUUUGUUGUUGAUGGAUGGCCCUAUGAUGAAACAGAGAAGCUUAAAACAGCGUUGGAAAAAGAGGUCAUAAAGAUUGAGAGGAGGUCAACGUCGAGUAGGCAAUCAGUAUCUUCUGUUGGCGAAGAUGAAGAAGCAAGGAUGAAAAGUGAAUCUGAUCAGUUGAAUAUACCUAACGAUGGGACAGAUGUUUGGGAGAUAGAUCCCAAGCAUUUGAAAAUUGGAACUCAAAUUGCGUCUGGGUCAUAUGGUGAACUAUUUAAAGGUAUAUAUUGUAGCCAGGAAGUAGCCAUUAAAAUUCUCAAGCCUGAGCAUGUAAAUUCAGAUUUGCAGAGAGAGUUUGUGCAGGAAGUGUACAUCAUGAGAAAGGUUCGACACAAAAAUGUUGUACAAUUUAUAGGAGCUUGUACCAAGCCCCCACGCUUAUGCAUAGUUACAGAAUUUAUGUCCGGUGGUAGUGUGUAUGACUACUUACAUAAGCGGAAGGGUAGUUUUAAAUUUCCUACCUUGCUCAAAGUUGCAAUUGAUGUUGCUAAAGGAAUGAACUACUUGCACCAGCAUGAGAUAAUCCAUAGAGAUUUGAAAGCUGCCAAUCUUUUGAUGGAUGAAAAUGGUGUACGGUGUUUCCUUCAACCUGCUUUUUGGUUGGCAUACAGAAGUGUAAGUCACAUAGAUAUUGCAUUGCAGAUUGUAAAAGUUGCUGAUUUUGGGGUUGCUAGAGUUAAAGCUCAGUCAGGAGUUAUGACAGCAGAAACUGGAACGUAUCGGUGGAUGGCUCCAGAAGUUAUAGAACACAAGCCGUACGAUCACAAGGCUGAUGUAUUUAGUUUUGGAAUUGUUUUAUGGGAGUUGCUUACUGGAAAGCUUCCCUACGAAUAUUUGACGCCUCUACAAGCAGCAAUAGGAGUGGUUCAAAAGGGUUUACGACCAACCAUCCCCAAGAACACACAUCCAAAUUUUGUUGAGCUUCUUGAGAGGUCUUGGCAGCAAGAUCCUACAUUGAGACCCGAUUUUGCAGAAAUCAUUGAGAUCUUGCAGCAGUUAGCUAAGGAGGUUGGGGAUGAAGGAGAGGAGCGGCGCAAGGAUAAAACGGGAGGAUUUCUGUCUGUUCUUAGAAGAGGUCAUCACUGACAAUUAACAAACAUCAUCAAUUUUAUUAUUGUUUAUCGAUGAUGUCCAUAACAUGCUCAUCAUAUAGCUUAGCAUUAUAAGCACAAAUUAAAGCUAGCUGGGGGUUAAUAUUUCCCAUUUAUUUUUUAAAAUUUUACAUUGAUGACAUGUACAGUUUUUCUUCAUAUUUUCUGAUCGCUUCAUGAUAGAUUAAGCAUAUCGGAAACGUUUAGUCAGUAGUUACGUUAUCCAUCAAGUCUUUUCUUU
Molecule: messenger RNA, 1834 nt
Organism: Arachis ipaensis
Lineage: Eukaryota; Viridiplantae; Streptophyta; Magnoliopsida; Fabales; Fabaceae
Source: RefSeq, a predicted model, not a curated record